Molecule: messenger RNA, 777 nt
Organism: Trichomonas vaginalis G3
Lineage: Eukaryota; Parabasalia; Trichomonadida; Trichomonadidae
Product: protein of unknown function (DUF3447)
Exons: 1
Coding region: 1-777 (258 amino acids)
Source: RefSeq, a predicted model, not a curated record
AUGAUCAAAACGUAUUUGAUUGAUUCAAAGAAACGUCUUCCCCAAAUUAUAAUAAAAGAUAUUUUGGAUAUCAUUCCAUAUAAUAAUCGCUAUACAAAGUCAUAUUUAUAUCUUGCCAAACUCAUAUCAGAUGAUUAUCAAGUCAAAGAGGUCAGCAAUGUUAAUCUUGCUUCAAAUUUUUUGUUUUACAAAGAAUAUGGCAUUAAAUUAGACAAAUCUGCUGAUUUCGAAAAAAUUAAAUCAGAAAAUCUCGACAUUCUUAAAGAAAAUACAAUUUACAGAGCAAUUAUGAAUAAUAACUUAGAAGUAUUCAUUUCAUUCACUGAAAGAGAAGGAUUUGAUGAAAAUCAAAAACUUGAAUUCAGCUUAUUUAGAGAUUUUAAUAGACUUUUAGUAUUUCAUAGGGAAAAUGAAUUUUCAUUGCUUGAAUUAUGUUGUUACUAUGGAGCAGUUGAUUGUUUCAAGUUCUUAAGAACUAAAUUUAACUCAGAAAUAACAAAAAGAUGUCUCAAACUUUCAUUUUUGGGAAGAAAUCAAGAGAUAAUGAGUGAAUGUUUAAAACAUCAAAAACCAAAUUAUGAAUGCAUGGAAUAUGCAAUUAUUUCACAUAACAUUGAUUUUGUAACAUUCUUAAUGAAUGAGUACAUCAUAGGUAUUGAUCCAUUUGCUUGCAAAAAGUAUAAUAAUCUUGAUUCAUUUUUAGUUUUUUGCGAUCAAACGAAUCUUUUAACAAACUGUUUAAUAUUCCAUACCUAUGCGAAUAUUUCCUUUCAUUAG